GUUGCCAGAAAUAAAAUAAUAGAAAUAUGGCGGUCAGCGGAAGUCAAUUUUCUGUCUUUCUUUUGAUAACUUGACACACGUGCCGCGUGGAGUUUUGCCCCGCAGCACGAUGGUUGCGACUACAGAGAAGAAGGUAGCGGCAGAGAAGAAGCCCGUGAAGGGCAAGGAGGACAGCAAGAAGCUGCCCGCCGUCCCAGAGUCAGUGCUCAAGCACCGCAAACGGAGAGAACAUCUCCGCACUCGCCGCCUCCAAGUCACACUCAAGAGGCGUACAGCGGCCAUCAAGAAGAAGAAGGAAAUCUUCAAGAGGGCUGAACAGUAUGUUAAGGAAUACCGCAUCAAGGAACGCGAUGAGAUUAGGCUAGCAAGACAGGCACGCAACCGUGGCAACUACUAUGUUCCUGGUGAAGCUAAACUGGCCUUUGUCAUCCGUAUUCGUGGUAUCAACCAGGUGUCACCCAAGGUCCGCAAAGUCCUGCAGCUCUUCAGACUGCGUCAGAUCAACAACGGUGUGUUCGUCAGACUGAACAAAGCUACCGUCAACAUGCUGCGUAUCGCUGAGCCUUACAUCACCUGGGGAUACCCCAACCUGAAGAGUGUACGUGAGCUGGUGUACAAGCGUGGUUUCGCGAAGGUGAAGGGCCAGCGCGUUCCCAUCACGUCCAACACCACCAUCGAGGAGAAGCUCGGCAAGAACAACAUCAUCUGCGUGGAGGACCUCAUCCACGAGAUCUUCACCGUCGGAGACAAGUUCAAGUACGCGAGCAAUUUCCUGUGGCCCUUCAAACUGAACAACCCCACUGGAGGCUGGCGCAAGAAGACCAUUCACUACGUCGAUGGCGGAGACUUCGGUAACCGCGAGGACAAGAUCAAUGACCUGCUGAGAAGGAUGGUCUAAAAUAAAUAGAUUUAAAUUUA
Ostrinia furnacalis (Asian corn borer) is the source of this 918-nucleotide messenger RNA. RefSeq names its product ribosomal protein L7 (gene RpL7). The transcript is spliced from 7 exons. Gene Ontology annotation, cellular component: cytosolic large ribosomal subunit. Gene Ontology annotation, molecular function: RNA binding; structural constituent of ribosome. The record is from RefSeq and is a predicted model, not a curated record. NCBI's taxonomy places the organism in Eukaryota, Metazoa, Arthropoda, Insecta, Lepidoptera, Crambidae. Gene Ontology annotation, biological process: maturation of LSU-rRNA from tricistronic rRNA transcript (SSU-rRNA, 5.8S rRNA, LSU-rRNA). The coding region runs from base 110 to 898 and encodes 262 amino acids.